AUGAUGAACUCAGAAGCAAACCACAUUCUCAUAACGGGAGCCGCCGGCUUCAUUGGCCAGGAACUCACGACGGCCCUCCUCCUCUCAUCCCCCACGAUCCACCUCACAAUCACCGACGUAGUAACCCCGUCAAUCCCUCCGCAAUCCAUCGUCCCAGACGGCGCGUCACGCAUUACGGCCCUCCAGACAGACCUCACAUCCCCCGAUGCCGUCGCCGCGCUCCUCACGCACCACUCGCGGUUCAACGCAAUCUACCUCCUCCAUGGCAUCAUGUCCGGCGGCGCAGAGGCGGACCUCGACCUCGGGCUGCGCGUGAACCUGGACAGCCACCGGUACAUCCUCGACGCCCUCCGCCAGCCGACCUCGCCUCAUCGCGGGACUGUCGUGGUGUUCCCCAGUUCGCUCGCCGUGUACGGCCCAGUUGGGGGCCAGGUCGUCACCGAGACGACGUGUCCCACGCCGCAGUCUUCAUACGGUGCCGAGAAGCUCAUCAUCGAGACCUUGGUCGGGGACUACUCCCGCCGCGGGCUCCUAGACGGCAGGAUCGUCAGGCUGCCCACCAUCAUCGUCCGACCCGGAGCGCCCAGCGCCGCCGCGUCGUCGUUUGCGUCAGGCAUCGUGAGGGAGUCGCUCAAGGGGGAGAAUAACAUUCUGCCCGUGGGCCCGGAGCUGGCCAUGUGGGUGUGCUCGCCGAGGACGGUUGUUGCGAACCUAGUCGCUGUGAAGGACAUCCCGAAGGAGAACUUUGGGCUGUCGAGGGUGGUCAAUCUGCCGGGUAUCACCGUGACAGUGGCGGAUAUUUUGAACGCAUUGGAGGUUGUCGGGGGAAUGGAGGCUCGGGCCAGGGUGACAGAGGAGCGAAACCCGCAAAUCGAGGCUAUCGUGGGGAGUUGGCCGGCCCUGUUUGACGUUUCGAAGGCGCUUCAACUCGGGCUGGCCCAAGAUGCGGAUAUCGUAACCACAGUCAAGGACUUUGCUGAGCGGCUUCGGGCCGGGCUGUAG
Messenger RNA from Colletotrichum siamense, 1002 nucleotides. It is a transcript of the gene denD-2, whose product is annotated as D-erythronate dehydrogenase. The coding region runs from base 1 to 1002 and encodes 333 amino acids. NCBI's taxonomy places the organism in Eukaryota, Fungi, Ascomycota, Sordariomycetes, Glomerellales, Glomerellaceae. The transcript has a single exon. The record is from RefSeq and is a predicted model, not a curated record.